Messenger RNA from Scleropages formosus (Asian bonytongue), 1413 nucleotides. RefSeq names its product mucin-2-like. Lineage: Eukaryota; Metazoa; Chordata; Actinopteri; Osteoglossiformes; Osteoglossidae. The annotation marks the transcript as partial. The transcript has a single exon. The record is from RefSeq and is a predicted model, not a curated record.
ACUGAAAUGACAACUGAAACAUCCACAACUACUGAAACGACCGCAACUCCAACCACAACUGAAACGACCACAACUACUGAAACAACCACAACUGAAACGACCACAACUCCAAUCACAACUGAAACGACCACAACUCCAACCACAACUGAAACAACCACAACUACUGAAACGACCGCAACACCAACCACAACUACUGAAACAACCACAACUGAAACGACCACAACUCCAACCACAACUGAUACGACCACAAAUCCAACCACAACUGAAACAACCACAACUCCAACCACAACUAGUGAAACAACCACAACUCCAACCACAACUACUGAAACAACCACAACUCCAACCACAACUGAAACAACCACAACUCCAACCACAACUACUGAAACAACCACAACUGAAACAACCACAACUCCAACCACAACUCCAACCACAACCACUGAAACAACCACAACUGAAACGACCACAACUCCAACCACAACUGAAACAACCACAACUCCAACCACAACUGAAACAACCACAACUCCAACCACAACUACUGAAACAACCACAACUGAAACAACCACAACUCCAACCACAACUCCAACCACAACCACUGAAACAACCACAACUGAAACGACCACAACUCCAACCACAACUGAAACAACCACAACUCCAACCACAACUACUGAAACAACUACAACUCCAACCACAACUGAAACAACCACAACUCCAACCACAACUGAAACGACCACAACUGAAACGACCACAACUCCAAUCACAAGUGAAACGAGCACAACUCCAACCACAACUGAAACAACCACAACUCCAACCACAACUACUGAAACAACCACAACUCCAACCACAACUGAAAUGACAACUGAAACAUCCACAACUACUGAAACAACCACAACUCCAACCACAACUACUGAAACAACCACAACUCCAACCACAACUACUGAAAUAACCACAACUGAAACGACCACAACUCCAAUCACAAGUGAAACGAGCACAACUCCAACCACAACUGAAACAACGACAACUCCAACCACAACUGAAACAACCACAACUGAAACGACCACAACUCCAACCACAACUGAAACGACCACAACUCCAACCACAACUGAAAUGACAACUGAAACAUCCACAACUACUGAAACGACCGCAACUCCAACCACAACUACUGAAACAACCACAACUGAAGCGACCACAACUCCAACCACAACUGAAAUGACAACUGAAACAUCCACAACUACUGAAACAACCACAACUCCAACCACAACUACUGAAACAACCACAACUCCAACCACAACUAGUGAAACAACCACAACUCCAACCACAACUACUGAAACAACCACAACUCCAACCACAACUGAAACAACCACAACUCCAACCACAACUACUGAAACAACCACAACUGAAACAACCACAACUCCA